AAUGAUACCCCCUGCCUUCAAAAGGUGGUUCAUAGUGCUCCUCAAGGUCUGGCGACCAACGCCAGUCGUAAUGUCAUGCUCGAUGACCUCCAAGAGACAGUGCCUCAGGUCGCUUGGGAGUACUUCGAAGACUGUCUUCUACCUCCCUUGCCGCGCGACGUCGACAUAAUGGCAGUCGUAGACGCACUUAAGAAAACUCCCGCAGUCAUAUCCCGGCAGAAUAAACUCCUGUGGGCUGCCUUUGCGAAUGGGACCCCGAAAUCGCAAACGGACCGUAGCGAGGACAAGGUUUUCUCCGCCAUAGAGAAAAUCGUCGUCGCGAGCAACAAGGCGCUCAAGAAGGUCUCCAGUCACUCCAAGAAGUUGACGGUGCGAUUCAAGUGCAGGCCUACCACUGUCCCGUCAUCAGAGUCGAGGAGUAACAGAUCCAAGCCGGAUGGUUACUUCUUACUGAACGAAGGAAGGGCCGUGGACGAGGUGCCCCCGAAAUGGCAAAAUAUUGUUGUUCCCGCUGAGUACAAGAAGGGAGACGACGUGUCAGACCUGAAUGCAAACGCCAGUCAGAUCUUAUGGUCGCUAACACACGCUAUGCGCGAGGACGCAAGACGUAGAUUCGUAUUCGGGUUCACGAUUGAGAAUACGCGUAUGCGGCUGUGGUUCGCCAGUCGCCAGGUCGUGCUAGCUUCGUAUCCCGAGAACGAUUUCACAACGGCCAUCGGGCGCGUCGCUGGAUUUUUCCUGCGCAUUCUGUAUGCGGAGCGGCAUGCACUGGGAUUCGACGAGACGAUCGUGCGACUGCCGCCCGGAGAGGGUCAGAGCGACGUACCAUACGAGAUAGAAGUCGGCGGCAAGUGGUACCGGACGCAGCGUCUGAUCUCAGCCAUUGGGGCCGAGUCCAUCCGUGGCCGUGGCACGCGAGUGUGGGAGGUCAAGGAGUUGGAUGGGCCUGAAGGAGCGGAGAUAGGGCCGUGUAUGGUGCUCAAGGACGGUUGGCCCGACUACGAUCGCGACCGCGAAGAAGUGAUCCACGAGAAGAUCCUGGACGCUGCAGAGAAGAGUGGCCAGGUCGAGACACUGAAGAAGCACAUGUUGACUGUGCAUGCGGCCUGCGACGUUUUGGUCGAGGGCAGAGUGGACGAUACGCUUGCUGUCAUGUGUCGUGGAGAGGCACCCCCUUAUGGCGAGACGCUAGAGGUUAAGAAGGAUCUGGAGGCGAAGAAGACUGUGCAUGAAGACCAUCCUCUCCAGGGAGCGAUGCCUCGGCCGUCCGACGAGAUCAAGAGACAUUUUGCGUACCACCGGAAGGUGCAUCAUCGUAUCAUCUUCGAGGAAGUUGGAACGACUAUCAUGGAAUCAGAGACAAUCUCCUUCGCGUUCGAUAUUUUGCAGGAAGUCGUUGAAGCUCUCAGGGCCCUGCACAGCUGUGGCUGGGUACAUAGGGAUAUCAGCGCCGGGAACAUCCUCAUUGUUAAUGAUAUCGCCAAGUUAGCAGACCUGGAGUACGCGAAAGCCGAAACUGAUAAUAGGACACAUGACUUACGAACGGGCACUGCAUUCUUCAUGGCCGUUGAGGUGGAGGCCGGGACAUAUCUCUAUGGUCGCGCUGGUCGCGAGAUUCUACGGACUGUCUUAGAGGAAGGUACUGUUGGCGCAAAAGAGGCCGGACCAUCGGAAAAGAUGGCGGCGGACAAAAGAAGAAAGCGGUGCGAUCAAGAUAACGACGCAGAGGACAAGCGGCGGUCGGACUCCUUGUCUACCCCUGCUCUUGCCCCUAGACCGGCAGCAAGAGUCGUUCGAAAGAGGCCUUUCAGGCAGAAUCCUCUGCAUGACCUCGAGUCCGUCCUCUGGCUGGGCCUCUACGUCCUCUUCUGCUCUGUCUUCAAGCGGUUCGCAGAUUCGGAUAUGGCUGAUGAACAGUGGACAGACUGCAUGAAACAUCGCAAAGAGGUCGCCGCCAAACUAUUCAACAGUCAUGCGUUCAGGCACCAGGUCAUCAGCACGUCGAACGUCUUCAGCGAACAACUUCCUGGGUUGCAUCCACAGCUUCAGAAGAUCUGUCUAGUUCUCGAAGCGUUCUGCGAACUGUUGGUAUCCCGUUACGCCGAGGUGGAA
This is a messenger RNA of Phanerochaete carnosa HHB-10118-sp, 2112 nucleotides long. RefSeq lists its product as uncharacterized. The record is from RefSeq and is a predicted model, not a curated record. Lineage: Eukaryota; Fungi; Basidiomycota; Agaricomycetes; Polyporales; Phanerochaetaceae. Gene Ontology annotation, molecular function: protein kinase activity; ATP binding. The transcript is spliced from 5 exons. Gene Ontology annotation, biological process: protein phosphorylation. The annotation marks the transcript as partial.